AUGCGUCACUUAGUGUCAAUUAAAGAUCUCUCCGAUGAGGAGUUCAAAGUGCUUGUAGACAGAGCCGAACACUACAAGAAAGUGUUCAAGUCCGGCAACGUAAGCGAGUGCCAGAAAAACCAUGCUAAGCUGAUUGGCAAGACAGUCGCACUGAUUUUCUCGAAAAGAUCGACCAGAACCAGAAUCUCGAGCGAGGGAGCAGCAGCGUUUUUCGGUGCCCAACCCAUGUUCCUGGGCAAAGACGAUAUCCAGCUUGGCGUCAACGAGUCGUUCCACGAUACCACCAAAGUUGUGUCGUCAAUGGUUUCGUGCAUCUUUGCGCGUGUAAAUAAACACUCCGAGAUACAAGAACUUGUCAAGUACUCUUCGGUUCCCAUUAUAAACUCUCUGUGUGACAGAUUUCAUCCUUUGCAGUCCAUCUGUGAUCUUCUGACCAUCAAGCAAAAUUUCGACCUCACGUCUACCAAAGUGAAAGUCGCGUGGAUCGGGGAUGCUAACAAUGUUAUCAACGACAUGGCAAUUGCAUGUCUGAAAAUGGGCAUGGAUGUGGCCAUUUCCACUCCCCCGGGUAUCGAGAUGGACCCUGAGAUCGUGAGUGCAGGUAUGGAAGUAGCCAAAAAUAACGGAUCAAACCUAGAGUGCACACACGAUUCAGUUCAAGCGGCAACUGGUGCCCACAUUCUUGUCACCGAUACUUUCAUCUCAAUGGGUGAAGAAUACGCUAAAGUUGCCAAGCUCAAGCAAUUUAAAGGUUUUCAAGUGAACGCUGAGCUGUGUUCCCACGCUGAUCCCAACUUCAAAUUCAUGCACUGCCUUCCAAGACAUCACGAAGAGGUUACGGAUGACGUUUUUUACAGCAACCAUUCAAUCGUGUUUGAAGAGGCUGAGAAUAGACUUUAUGCUGCUAUGGCUGCCAUAGAUGUUUUUGUGAUUAAUAAUGGAGAUUUCAGUGCUGGUCCGGAUGAUUUUCUUCACUAA
Molecule: messenger RNA, 978 nt
Organism: Lachancea nothofagi CBS 11611
Lineage: Eukaryota; Fungi; Ascomycota; Saccharomycetes; Saccharomycetales; Saccharomycetaceae
Source: the annotation of a GenBank genome assembly